ACGAGAGUCGAAGAAACCGAGACGAAAAAAAGAACGAAUUGCCUCUUUUUUCCCCCCACAGACUGAUUGAAAUGAUACAUUUCCGGUAGGCUGGCCCACGACCACUUGUGGUGAGUUUCCGCUUCUAUUAUGACGUCCCGUUUGGAAUGUUUACGCUGGUCUAUGAUAGCUCCAGGCUAACGUAACUGGGUGGAGACGACCACGCGGAUUGCGUGUCAGGAUUUAGUCGUUUCAAGGAGGGGCAGGAAGUUUCAAAGAGGCUGACCUCGUCCCAGACUCAUCUCUGUGUGGUGCAGAAGAAGACAAAAAGCGACCCACGUCGUCCCAGCUUCCACCAGGCAAGCUCUCGGCUCGACAUGGAAGAAACUCUCAGGAGCAACGCCGAAUGGAAAGAAACGCAGUCCGAUUUGGAGCGGAAGGAGUCGCGGUCCGCCCAAGUCAAAGAGGAAGACGAGGAGGCUGCUGUCAGCGAGUUGCCUCUGUCUGAUGUCUCGGUGAAGAGCGAAGACGAACGGCCCGAGCAGCCGCGGCUCCCACCGCCGUCAGACCGUCACCGCGCGCAAGAACCCCGGAGCAGCAACGCGGACCGCGAAAGCGACGACAAACUGUCAAGCUGCUCCGAAAAGGAGAUGACUCGCGGCAGCGAGAAAAGGUCGCGGGGCCCCGAGAAACGCGUGACCUGCUCACUUUGCGAUAAAAGUUACACCAAAAAAUCCACGUUGAAUCGACACAUGAGAACGCACACGGGAGAAAAACCCUUCAGUUGCUCGGAUUGCGGCGCCACGUUCUCAAGAAAGCAAAGUUUGGUCACGCACAUGCGAACGCACACGGGAGAGACACCCUUCUGCUGCGCCGUUUGCGGCAAAAGCUGUGUUACGAGACAAACUUUGGAAGCGCACGUGCGAAUACACACUGGCGAGAAACCCUACGGUUGCUCAUUUUGCGGCAAAGAGUUUUCUCGCAGCGGCCCGAUGCUCAGACACAUGAGAAUACACACGGGGGAAAAACCUUUCGGUUGCUCGGUGUGCGGGAAAAGCUUCUCGCAAAAGGGAAGCAUGCAGUCGCACAUGCGGACGCACACGGGAGAAAAGCCCUUUAUUUGCUCGACGUGCGGCAAAACCUUCUCUCAAAAGGAGAACAUGAUGACGCACAUGCGGACGCACACCGGGGAAAAACCUUUCCGUUGCUCGGUUUGCAGCAAAGCGUUCACUCAGAAAGGAAGUAUGGAAUCGCACGUGAGAGGCCACGCCGGCGUGAAGCCCUUUCGCUGCUCAACUUGUGGGAAAUUCUUCUCUAAAAAGCCCCAUCUGGUAUCUCACAUGAGAACGCACACGGGAGAGAAACCCUUCGGUUGCUUAGUGUGUGGUGAAAGCUACGCUCAUAGCGCCAGCUUGACGCAACACAUGCGGAAACACAACACGGAGAAAGAAUAAAUGUCUUUUGGGCCCCUUCGUGACAUUCAAGCCUGAGUUGAAGUCGAUGGAAUCAAAUUGGGUUUUGUUGUUGUUUUUUGUCUAAAAUGUACGCAUUUGUUCUCGUAAGUGGUAUAAAUACUACGCGUGUUGUCAAAAGUCGCGUUUCAUGUGGAUUUUGUGCUCUUCGCGGCACCCCUUCCGUCCAUCGGUCUCCUCACGUUGUCAAUACCGUCCCAAGAUGGCGACCGUGUGACGUCACGAACGAUGCGCUCAUAAAGAUCUGCAAAAUUGCAAGGGAAAAAACGGAACGGAAGUGAUCAAAAUCAGUGGUCAUAUUAAAGUACCGGCGGGGGGG
This is a messenger RNA of Hippocampus zosterae (dwarf seahorse), 1770 nucleotides long. Its product is annotated as gastrula zinc finger protein XlCGF8.2DB-like. The record is from RefSeq and is a predicted model, not a curated record. The transcript is spliced from 2 exons. Gene Ontology annotation, molecular function: RNA polymerase II cis-regulatory region sequence-specific DNA binding; DNA-binding transcription factor activity. The coding region runs from base 357 to 1433 and encodes 358 amino acids. Lineage: Eukaryota; Metazoa; Chordata; Actinopteri; Syngnathiformes; Syngnathidae. Gene Ontology annotation, biological process: regulation of transcription by RNA polymerase II.